AACCACAGAGAGGGACAUGGAGAAAUAUAGUGGUGGGGGUGGACGAGAGAGAGAGAGAUCAUGUUGACACCUGCACAGAGAGAAGACCGCAAUUCCCUAUGAUGUCACUGGCACUCAGAGGUCCAGUAUAACUGACCAUGCCGCCUUUCCAUUCAGAGCAAAGAUUAAGAUACACACUGUUCCAGAGCGUCCUCUGUCCUGUCCUGUCCUGUCCUGUCCUGUCCUUGCUGAACACAGAGUUGGAGAUGAGAAGAGGAGAGAGCAUCACAUACUGAAAGGACUGCAGGUGAUUUCAGGAUUCACAGAGAACUUCACAGAGUCGUCCUCUCUUCUUCGGAAAGACCCCAGAUGAUGUGGAAAAAUGCCAUGCUGCUAUUUUGUUAUCUGUUCGUGUCCUUAUCGUGUUCCCCGAUGUAUCCAUCUUUCAGGUUUGGUCAGAGAGACACUUCCAUUGUGUUGACAUCCUCCAUAGAGGAUCCAGUGAGACUGUUGGAGGAAGAUGGAGCUCCUUCUACUUCAGUGGAGCUGCGCUCAGGGCGACAUGCAGAUGCGGUCUUCACCAACCGCUACAGAAAGGUUCUGGGACAGAUCUCCGCAAGGAGGUUUCUUCAAACCAUUAUGGGAAAAAGACUACAAAAUGAAAGUGUGGACUUUGUGAAGAGACACCAGUUGGGCAUCUUUAAGAGGACCUAUGAAGAGGGUCACACAACCUUCCACAGACGGGCAUAUAGAGCAGUACAACAGAAGGUGACCAACGCCACAAAGCCUGCCAGCAAUACACACUCAAACACCUGCAUCAACCUCUUUCUUUUGCUUUGACUUUAAGCAUACUUUUGUUUUUAAACCCAAACCAUGUUUCAACAAGACAGCCUUCGUAUCUGAUCUUUGACGUUGAUUAUUAAUAAGUGUGUUGAGAAUGUGUUAACCCAUGCUCCCCAAGUACAUUCAGCCUCUUUUUUUUUUUUUUUUAAAAGGAUUGCUUUGAUUUCUUGGGAUAUUUGAAAUGUUCCUUACAAAUUACAGAAAAAUAUUUCCCCAUUAAAGCCAUGAAGCAAAAAAUGAUCUUUGCAACGCACACUUAAGAACGA
Molecule: messenger RNA, 1088 nt
Organism: Gadus morhua (Atlantic cod)
Lineage: Eukaryota; Metazoa; Chordata; Actinopteri; Gadiformes; Gadidae
Gene: ghrh
Product: growth hormone releasing hormone
Exons: 5
Coding region: 349-819 (156 amino acids)
Biological process (GO): adenylate cyclase-activating G protein-coupled receptor signaling pathway; regulation of protein localization; growth hormone secretion
Cellular component (GO): extracellular region; perikaryon; terminal bouton
Molecular function (GO): peptide hormone receptor binding; growth hormone-releasing hormone receptor binding; growth hormone-releasing hormone activity
Source: RefSeq, a predicted model, not a curated record